AUGGAUUCGUCGUCCAAACCAGAUCGAUUCUUGGCUCACGAUCUCUGGUACUCAUCGGUGCUCGAAGAAGCUACGGACGGCGAGCACGCCGACCGUUUGCUGUACACUUACUUGCAUGUCUCUCAAGGGUUCGCCGCGCGCCUCACCGAGGAAGAGGUGGCGAAGGUGCGAACGGCUCACGGAUGCCUCGGAGCCUUCGAGGACUCCGUGUACCACCUCCACACCACGUACACUCCCAGGUUCAUGGGCUUGAAUCCCUGGCAAGGCCUGUGGCAUGACUCUCACUUCGCGGACGGGAUCAUCAUCGGGGUACUGGACUCCGGCGUGUGGCCGGAGAGCGCCAGCUUUAACGACGUUGGCUUGGGCCCCGUUCCGGCCAAAUGGCGCGGGAGGUGCCAGACGGGGCCGGACUUCAAUUCGUCGAACUGCAACAGAAAGCUGAUUGGUGCGAGUUUUUUCGGCUCUGGGCACGAUGCCGCAGCUUCCGCCGGCGAAGGAAGCGAGCUGCCGUUGAACCGAAUCGGCAGCGCUGCGGACGUCUCCUCCCCAAGAGACACCGCCGGGCACGGGACGCACACGGCUUCUACUGCCGGGGGCGCGCUCGUCGCCGAUGCUUCCUUCCUUGGCUACGCCAGAGGCGACGCCCAGGGGCUGGCCAGCCGAGCUCGCGUCGCCGUCUACAAGGUGUGCUGGUCCCGCGGCUGCUAUGCCACCGACAUCCUCAAGGCCAUGGACACCGCCGUCAAGGACCAAGUAGACGUCCUGUCUCUGUCCAUUGGGAGCAACGGCGUUCCGCCAUUUUACAUGGACCCCAUAGCUAAGGGCGCCUUCCAGGCAAUGCAGAAGGGUGUGUUCGUGUCGUGCUCGGCGGGAAACAGUGGGCCGACUCCCUCGACGGUUGUCAACGCAGCCCCGUGGAUCGCCACCGUCGGAGCCAGCACCAUUGACCGCGACUUCCCGGCAAUGGCGGUUUUAGGUGACGGAACUCUGGUUCGAGGCGCCUCCCUCUACCAGCAGACCCUGCAAGCAGGCGGGCACAAGGGCAGGAGCAGAAAAAGAAAGAAUCCUCCCGGUGCAAGUUCUGCCGCUAUGCUGCCCAUGGUGUUUGGGAGGAGCGAGGAAGCUCGGUCCUGCUUCAAGGCGGAACUCGACCCUAAGCUGGUGAAAGGGAAGGUGGUGGUAUGCGAGCGAGGAAUGACGGGGCGUGUCGAAAAGGGAAUGGCUGUCAAAGAAGCCGGCGGGGCGGCCAUGAUACUGUUGAACCAAGCCAGCAACGGCGAAGAACUCAUCGCAGAUGCUCAUGUCUUGCCGGCGUUGCUCGUGGGAGCCAAAGCGGCUGCGACCAUCAAGGCCUACUUGAACUCGGCCAAGAACCCGACCGCGUACGUCCAGGUCUUCGGCACCACCCUUAUCGGAGAUCGGUCGGAGAAGGCUCCUUCCGUCGCAGCGUUCUCCUCAAGAGGACCCAACGCGGAGGCCCCUCAAAUCCUGAAGCCCGACGUGGUGGCUCCGGGGGUCAAUGUUUUGGCCUCCUGGUCCCGCGCCGUCGGCUUCUCCGGCGAAGGCGACCCUCGACGGGGAGACUUCAACAUCAUCUCCGGCACCUCCAUGUCCUGCCCUCACGUCAGCGGCUUGGUAGCAUUGAUCAAAGCGAUCCACCCGGACUGGAGCGUAUCAGCGAUCAAGUCGGCGCUCAUGACCACCGCAUUCCAGGCGGACAACAAUCACCCGGGAGAGCCCAUCAGAGACACGGUGGACGAGAGCGUCGCCACGCCUUUCGCCAUGGGCGCAGGCCAUAUCUCUCCGAACAAAGCGGUUGAUCCUGGGCUGGUCUACGACGCCGACACAUCCGACUACACCAAGUUCAUCUGCUCCAUCAAGUACACGGACCAGCAGAUAUCACUCUUGCUCGGAUCCAACGCCACCGGCGGAUGCUCCACCAUCGGCUCCUUCUCCUCGCCAACCGAUCUGAACUACCCCUCCAUAUCUUUUGUGAUCGGCGACAACAGCACGGGUGGUGCUGGUGCUAACGGAACAAUGGUGAUGGCGACACAGAGAACAGUGACCAACGUCGGCAGAGGCAAAGGCCCAUGGUAUUAUACUGUGACCGUCAACAGCCCGCCACACGUACAGAUCGGGGUCAGUCCAACCCAGCUGCAGUUCCUCCAAGUUAAUGAGAAGGCCACCUUCAGAAUCACCAUUGAAGCCUCCACCCAGCUAGGGGAACGCAGAGGCCGCCAGGAAUUUGGUUCAAUCACCUGGUCCAGUAUGGGCACGCCGGAUGCUUACGUAGUAAGAAGCCCCGUGGCCGUGACAUGGAAGUAG
Molecule: messenger RNA, 2325 nt
Organism: Nymphaea colorata (pocket water lily)
Lineage: Eukaryota; Viridiplantae; Streptophyta; Magnoliopsida; Nymphaeales; Nymphaeaceae
Product: subtilisin-like protease SBT1.8
Exons: 1
Coding region: 1-2325 (774 amino acids)
Biological process (GO): proteolysis
Molecular function (GO): serine-type endopeptidase activity
Source: RefSeq, a predicted model, not a curated record